AUGAAAAAGAUAUUUAAACAGAGUUGCUUUUUUCAGCACUUCAUAUUUUUUCAAAUAAAUGAGCCCUUUCACAAUAGUUGAUAUCUUUUAAACAAUUGUUGACAGAACAACCUCAACAUCAUGUUCCAAUACCUUUGUUUAAAAAUAAAUUCAGAGAAUCAACUACCUCAAAAAAUGUACAGCUCACUAACAUCACUGGAAUCAAGUUUUGAUAAACAUAAUCUUCCAUCAUCAUACAAAACAUCACUGGCAUCAAGUUUUGAUAAACAUAAUCUUCCAUCAUCUUAUAAAACAUUAAAAGAAAAAAAGAAAAACUGCACGAAAUUACUGAAGAACAAUUCCUCCGUUACUUUAUUCCCCUCAUUACAAGAAAGGAGUUUUGAUUUAGUUCCGAUGCCCAAGAUGACCUCACAUGCAAAGAGAAGAAAGUCUAAAAGCUUAACCCGCACCUUCUCUACUACUGAUAAUUUGGACAAACUUGCCAUUCCACCAGCUCGACAUCGUUUGUUUCCAGUUCAUCAACACAUGAUUAACACAAGACUGAAAAAAUUACCAUUAUUAGCAGCUAUCAAGCCUGACAAUGAACAAACUGAGAAGGCACGAUUUAUGAGAGCCAAUUAUAAUUAUAAUCCAUAUUUUUGCUAUAAAGGCUACAGCAAUAAAGAAGAAAUGGAAAAGUUCAGAAUUCCAUCUGAUCAAUACAUUUCACUGGUGGGUCACUUUUCUUAGUUAUUUUAAUAUAUCGAUAAUGAUAUUUCCACUUUUUGUUUGUUUUUAAAAGUAGAAAUUUUAAAAGAUUCACAAAUUGUUUCAAACUAAAGAUGGCAAAGCUUUUUAAGAAUAUCUCUGCACCUCUUUCUCGGCUCCUUUCAUGUGAAAUGAAUGUGAAUGUUUUAAAAUUCCUCUUGGGCAUAUUAGAAAGGUUUUAUUUUAUAUAUUUAAAAAAAACAAUGAAUUCGUUAGUUUUAAUAUUCCACAUGUGGCAACAGACAAAAGUCAUUUUUAAAAACCUUAUUAAUAAUAUUCUCCUUUUUCAUCAACAGGCUAUUUUAAUAUUGGAAAAUACUUUAGCCCACUUUGGAAGCUAUGAGCAGUUUGAUGAAAUUACUGGAGGGUCCAUUUUGACACGCUCAGAGGUUUACAGAUUUGUUAAAAAGUAAGUCCAAAGAAUGAUAGUAUAAAAGAAUAUUAACAGUUCCAGCCAGUAAACAGAGCAAUUAAAACUCUUACUAACAAUAAUGCCCAUAGUUUCCAUUCAGCUCAGGAUAGAUAACACAAUCUAGUUAAGUCUGAAAAUUGAUGAAAAUCAUUAGCCAAAUAUAAUAUUGAGAUACCAAAAUAAAUUUUAUGAUCUCUUACCACAUAACACAGAAAUUUUUCAAAGAUGGACUCUAAAUGACAUCAUUCAGGGAUUGGUUUCUUUUUUGCUUUGAAAAAGUUAAAAUUCUUUAGCUAUUUUUUUCUCUAGCUUUUCCUCCUAGUAUUUUACACAAUAAUUCUGACUCUGAAGUUGUGAUAUAAAUAUGUCAAUAAGCUAUAAGUUGAACAUGACGGAAAAAUUAAAAGUUUAAAAAUAAAUAUGACAAAACAUCUGCCAUCAGAUACUUGAUGAAUGAAGACUUGGAUGAUGAAAUUCAGAUCAACCUAAGAGAUGAUUUAUUGAGUCGAGGGUCAAUUUAUAGGGCAAAAGAUCGAUACGUUUUAAGUGUGCGCUGUGUCAAUCUGCGAGAAUGCUGUGCAGAAGGCUUGCUGAGACAUGAGAUAGGUUUGAUAUCACUUAAUUUAAUAGAAACUUGGUUUUCUUUGAUCAUACAUUAAAAACAUCAUCUCCUUGUAGAUACAUUUUUAGACUACUAUCACAGACAUAUUAUAAGCUUCAUUCAAAUUUUAAAAUGAAUAGAAAAAUAAGAAAAACAAUUGUAAAGAUGAAAUCCAAAUUUUCAAAAUGAUCCCUUAAAGAUUAAAACAUGAUUUGUCCUCUUUCCAGGCAAAUAAUUUUCUAGCAUCUUGAUAUUAUGAUCUUCCAAAUUACCACAAUCACAUCUCAUGUUCAUCUUUUAAAUGAAACCAAAAAUAUUUGCUACAUGUACUAUUAAGAAUGUAGCACAUUUUUAAAGAAUGAAAAGUAAAUUUAAUUAUACCAUUAAAAGAAAUUACAACACAAUAUGUAGUCUGUAAUUAUCAUCUUAUGAACUUGCUCUGCUAUAUCUAUCCAAUUUUUUUGGUUAUAAGUUAUACAUAAAAAAAUUGCAGGUGUCUGUUCCAAGCAUCAUGGAAAUUGCAUUACAUGUGGUUCCUAAAAUUAGAAUUGCACUAUAAUGUGUCUUAAUAGGCAGUGUCCAAAUAGAUAAUUACAUGAACACAUUUCAUCAUCAAGAUGUGUCUAAUCUUUGACAUUGAGUAUCCAAAUUAGUUUUACUUACUUACUAAUGCCUUUCUACCCCGUUUGGGGCAUAGGCCGUCUACAAGAAUUUUCCACUCAUCACGGUCCUGUGCUUUCCUCUCCAAUUGCUUUCAAGUGUAUCCUAUAUUUUGCGUGUCUGCCUCUAGCUCGCGUCUCCAUGUAUUCUUAGGCUUUCCUCUCUUUCUUUUUCCCUGUGGGUUCCAUGUUAGGCAUUGUCUGGUGGUGCUGUCGGGGGUUUUCGGAGCGUAUGCCCUAUCCACCUCCAUCUUUUCUUUAUGAUAUUUUCAUCAAUGGGCACCUGGUAUGUUCUUUCUAGUAGAUCUUUGUUGGUGAUAGUUUUUGGCCAUUUGAUUUUUAGGAUAUUUCUAAGGCAUGUGUUUAUGAAUGUCUGCACUUUCUGCAUAAGGCUCACCAUUGUUUUCCCAGAAAGAAAAUUAUUAUUAAAGAAAAUGGGAGUCAAAGAAGCUGAAACUAAAAACCAAAGUCAGAAUCUUUAAUACAAAUGUCAAAACAGUCCUACUAUAUGGUGCAGAAACUUGGAAAACAAUAGUGAGCCUUAUGCAGAAAGUGCAGACAUUCAUGAACAAAUUAGUUUUACAUGCAUAAAUUUCUACUUGACAAUAAUUCUAAAAAAUAAUCACUUCUCAUCAAAAAGGGGAGAGUCAGGAGAAAUGGGCCACCAAAUGAACAUCAGUCAAAGAAUGCAGCUGGUGUUGACAAAUAGAAAGUUAUAACCAUAACCUUUGGCUUAUUAAUAGUCAGUCCAAAUGUGCACUUAAAAACUUAAUUUGCAAUUUGAUAGAUUUUGUGAAAUUCAAAAGAAACUGAUCACUAUGUAGGUUGAGAGAAAUGGACAUAGCGAAGGGAGAAAUGGUCAGCUAACUAAAGGUGGUUAAAACAAAUUAAUAUUUUACCUAUUUUCUAUUAAUUUUCUCUCUGUUGAGCUGUAAUGCACCAUUCAAUAUGUAAUGUAAUUAAAAAGAUAAGCAAAACCAUUUUACAUUUUAUGUAUAUUUAUUGAACAUAAUGAUGUAGACAAAAUGUAAUUUGAGCAAAACAAAACACAGAUUUAUUUAACAUUUAAAGAACUCAGAUUUUCUUUAAAGAAAAAACAUCUUUAGUCCUAGCUGUCCCAGUUUUUUGUAGUUUUGUAAGUUUGCAUUUUAUGUCUUUAAUAUAGGCACAUAGGCAAUGACUCCUACGGGUGAUCUUAUAAAUUUGCCAGUCGCUUUCUCACUUUUUCUUAAAAAUUCUACUUCCGCAUCUCCAUCUUCAUCCACUUUCUUCCUCACAACAGCAACAUAAAACAACACAGGCUUUUUUUACACUAUACUCACACAGCACACAAUCAUCUUUCAUAACUUCUUCAACACCACUCAUUUCAACACAAUUCAAGUCUUCACAGGCUGAAAUAAAGUCAUCUAAAUCAUCAAUGCCUCUCAGGUCAAAGUCAGUGUCCAUGUCAGAGUCACUAUCGUCACUUGUCCUAAUUGUGUAGCAGCUGCACGCAUCGACUCUCCCCCUUUAACGGCAUCAACUGCAUUUCACAUAUCUUCCAAGGGUAUUCGACCAUUAUCUGUUUUUCUUGUGUAUUUUCUGCAAGAAAAAAAUAUGGGAAACUUUAAAUUCUCAUCCCAUGGGAAAUUAAAAAUGUUUUUUUAAAACAAAAGAUUUAAAAAUUAAGAUGAUUUAAUUUCUACAGUACAAACAUUAUCAUACAUACAUAUAUAUUUAGCAAAACAUUUUCUAAAAUUACGUUUUGCUACAAUAAAUCAUGACUGAUAAUUCACAAUCUUUAUUUAAAAUUUAUUAACUACAGUCAUGCUCAAUAAAUUACUAGUUUUAAUUACUUCAAGAUUAUGCAGUAAUGAAGUAUAAAGAAAAUAAACAGUGGGGACCCAUUUUUUUGGCAAGUUUCACCCCACUAGGGCGUUGAUGCAGAAUUUAAAACAAACAAUUUAAGUUCGUGGUGCAAAUAAUCAAAUUUAAUAUGAAGUACUAUAACUAACUAAAUAUUGAACAUUAAACUAUAUUUACCUUUAUUCUUGAUGAACCAGUUAAAUUUCUACUCGUGAUUCUUUUGUUUCAUAGCUGACCAGUGGCGUAGCGAGGGUGUUUGGCGCCCGGGGACAAGAUUCGCGCCUGGGGACAAGAUCCAUUUUAAAGCGCCCCCUUUUCUUUUUUUAAACUCUAAAACCCAUUAUUUUACCAAUAAUAUAAUAUCAAAUCACAUUUUGGCGCCACUAACUAGCUUGCGCCGGGGACAUCUGUCUCCCCUGCCCCCCCAUCGCUACGCCUCUGCAGCUGACCAUAUAAUCUGGAAACUCUUAGAAAACACAAAAAAUAAAAAAAGAAGUAAUUUAUGCAUUCAUUUCGUUCCAAUAGAUUCGAUUUUAUAGGGGGUGGUCCAUUUCUCCCGACUCUCCCCUACAAACCACACUAAUUCUCUCAAACAUUCUUUUUUCAUCCAUAGUUAAAGUAAAUUAUUUCCUUAAUUUUAUUUAUUGAUUUACUUAACAGCAUUUAAGUCGUAUGUUUACUGUAAAUUAGCCACUGUUUAGUGCCCAAAUAAAAUGAUAUAUUUUCAAAAAAAAAAAAUAUGGAAAAAAAAAUUACAAAAAAAAAAUAUGGAAAAAAAAAUUAAUUAAAUAACUCAUUCUAUUAUCAACUUCACGACUCAUUCAAAUGAGGUUAUUUCCAUAUUUACUACAUAUAUCUACAUUUUAUUUGAGUUUCAAACUUAUGUGCCAGAUUUUAGCUAACUCUUUUGAUACAUUUAGAGAAUAUAUUAUAACUUGCAUUACAUAUAAUGUACCAAAAUAAUUCCCAAAAACAUUUGAUUAUUUUAUGAAGCUUUAAAUUAUAUUUAUUCCCUGAUCACUGUAUAACUCAAGGGCAUUAAUGACACAUUAUUUUUUUUAGUGGGAGGGAUAAAUGUAAGCAUAUUAUUAUAAUGGUAAGGAAUGGCCUGUAAAAUAUCCCAAUUGAGAAUUAAACAAAUUUUGAUGGCAUUUCAAUGAAAAAGAUGUUAUUUUACAAAAUUUGUGAUGAAAAAUUAACAGUUUUGGCAUACUUUUUUUUACCAUAGUAAUUUAAUAAAAUAACAUAGCCCCUUUUUAAUUAAAAAUAGUAAUAUCCUUUAAGUGUUAUUUAGUCAUGCAAAUUUUGAAUAUUUCACCUUUUUAACAUUCUUGUCAUAUGGAGUUAUCUUAGACUUUUACAAAUGAUGAUGAUAUUUUAUUGGAGGUUAUAAGACAGGGACUUUCAACCUUCCUCAUGUUACAUCACUCUAACACAAAUUACAUGUGGUAACUUUUCUGCAAUAAUCAAUGAAGUAUUCAAGUAUGCUUUUUUUUUUUUUUUUGGGGGGGGGGGGGGGUGUUAAUGAGUAAACGCUUACUAAGGGUUAUAAAAAAAUUUUUUUUAUCAAUGAAGUAUUCAAGUAUGCUUUUUUUUUUUUUUUUGGGGGGGGGGGGUUGUCAAUGAGUAACAGCUUACUAGAGCUUAUAAGAAAAUUUUUUUAAAGUAAUACUAUUGGCACUUUAGUUUAGAUGUUGAUGGUACUUACUCUGCAUGUAAAAUGUUCCCAAAAAACUUGUUGAAAUAUCUACAUUAUUAUUUUAUAUCGAAGUCUUAUGACAUAUUUGUUAACUUUUCAAGACCCCCAAGUUCAAAACUGUUGAUAUAAGUUAGGAAUGCCAAAGCUUAAAAAAUAGUUAAAGGUAUUCAACAGUAAUAGAUAAGGAUAAAAUUAAAAUACUAUUUUCCAACUUUACAGGCACUCACUACAUGCGCAGCUGCAAUACCUGUCUUCAGCCUUGGAAUGAUCCAAAUGUGAGAGGAAAUUUUGGUAUUGGCCCUUUGAAUCCUACAGAGGAAGGUCUGGCAUGCCUGCAUAGUGUUAUGUUUAGGUAAUAUGUUGAUCUAAAUAAGCUUUUUAAAUGUUUGUGUAAUAAAGAAGGGGUUUUAAUUGGUGUCUUGUGAGGUUCAAUUAACGGGUUACAUCAGGCCCAGAUUAACCAUUAAGCAAUUUAAGCACAUGCUUUAGGGCAUCAGGAGAAAAGGGGCAACACUAGACUUAUAAACAAAAAUCCAUAAAUAUUUUAGUACUCAUAACAUUGGAUAUAUUUUCAAUACUAAAUUAUGUGCAUCAUAAUCUCUUUAUAUAAUCAUCUGAAAGUGGCAUGUAUUUCAGGCUUAUAAAAAGCUUGCCAAAUGACAUAAAUUCCCACAAGCAUCUCUCAUUUAUCUCUCCAUUAAAUAUAGAAUGAUGAACCAAAUUGCAUCCUUUCAUUUUGAAUUUAUGAAUAAUUUUCUGGUGAAGGAUCCCCUCCCCCAUUUUCACUCAGAAGCCCUUGAUUUCUGCCCCCCCCCACCCCGACAUCAAGAUAACAUAAUGGCACCUUUUAUCUGUAGAAAAAAAUGCACUGUAUUGAAGCAGGGUUCCCAACUUAAGGAAAGUCCAUAAAAAAACUUUGAUCUAACAUAACUAAUUUUCUGUAAAACUUUUAAGAACUUUAGGAUGUCCAUAAAAAGAAAACAAAAGAAAUUAUACUUAAAACUUUUUAAGUGAUGCAAAACAGGAAAUCGAAGCAUUUGUAAUUUUUUUCUUGUUUUUUUCCAAUGUGUAUGAUCAUAAUCAGGAGGCUUUAGACACUGAUGAAAGGCCAUAACCUAUAUGUAGGAUUUUGUGCUAUAUGCUUUAAAGCUUUAAACUUGAUAAAGAAAUAGGCACUGAUAUUUUGUUUAUUGCGCCAUGGUUAAAAAAAAAUUUCUUUAAAAAUAAAUCUAAUGAGGAGGCACCAUGAGUCCAGGAUCAUUAACUGCUUUGGACAUCUAAAAGCCUUACUUUGGCCACGGUUACAAUGGACAAACAGUGUUUUUCUAUGGGGCUACAAUAGACAAAUCAUGUUUCUUUACAUCGGUUACAAUGAAUAAUAGUGUGACUAAUGGUGUUUCUCUACAUGGGUUAAAAUGGACAAAUGGUGUCUCUAAAGGGGUGAAAUGGACAAAUGGUGUGUCCCUACUGGGGUUACAGUAAAAAAUAGUGCUUCACUACAUGGGUUACAAUGGAAUAUGGUGUUAAUAAGGCAUCCCCAGGGAUUGUAACUGCAAGUGGUGUUAUAUAGAGGGUCUCUACGGGGCUUAUAAAGGUAAAGGUUUUAAUAUGGGGUCUGAGUGGGAAUGAAAAGUGUUUCAAAGAAGAAGUUUUUGACACGACAACUAGGGCCCAAUUAUUUUGGGGGAUAGGCCCCCAUAAUACUUUAUCCCACUUUGGACAAAUAUGCCCUGUAACCACUAUGUCAAAAAUGAUUGUUAAAAAAAAACUUGCUCUAUAAUUAGAUAUAUUCUUUAAACAUUUGAUAAGCUUUAGCUUAAAUAUCAGAUAAAUGGAUUAGGUACAGGUCGACUUUGACCCAAAUUGACAUGAUAAUUACUUAGUAGAUUUUAUGCCAUGGGCAGAUUUAAGAAUACAUAGUAUGCAGAGAUGUAGGCAAAAAUCAUCUAUCAAUAAUGGUGAGGUGAAUUUUCUUGUCAAUUAAUUUAUAAUUUAUAAUUUUAGGAAUAAACCAUUUUUAAUGCAUGCUGCACUGCUCUACUAUACCACAUACAAGGCCUCUCAAAUGUCAUUUAGAGAUAUUUUUCAUGAUCUGGGCAAAUAUGUUACUAGUCCUGAUGUCCGAUGGGACUAUUGUCUGAGAGCUAAACGGGGACAGGUGGAUACAUCACGUCGUGGUAAGUAUAACUUUAUUUGACUAAUCUUUGUGAUAGAACUGCAUCUCAAGGACAUGGACCCAUGUCAUAUAGUUGGUGACAUGUAGCAUGGGACCAGGAUGAGUUUGAUGUUAAUGAAGGACUACAUACUUAAUUGAAAGAGUUAACACAUGGCUUGCUAGUUAUAAACAACAAAAUAUUUAUUUUCUAUUUAAACUAAGGAUUUAAUGCUUCUAUACAACCUUACAACCUGAUAUUCUUAUAUAAAGCGAUCAUGGGACUGGUGCCAGCCAUCCCAGCAGGCAUGUACCUCACCCCACGGAAGCCGGGUAGACUGAUCAGAGCAAAACGCUCACUGAACACUGACUUCACCACUGACAUCCCCAUAAACAAUUACACCAGAAACAAUAGCAAAUGCUUCAAAGUGCCUCAGUGCAAUAUCAACAAUCUUUAUUCCCACGCACAAUAAUAGCAUGGAACCACCUGAAUGAUGCCACUGUGAACUCGACAUUGGUCGAAAGCUUCAAGGCUGCCCUGGCAUCAGCUAGGAGCUGUUAGAAUAGCAACAUCAUAUCCCCAACCGUUGCAAAGAUGCCAGUACAUGGAUGCAGCAAUGAAACAUUACCAGAACCAGAACUUCUAAAACAAAUCAAUGGACAUAUAUGACAUGUAUGAAAUGACGAUGCUAGAAGGAACAUUUUAAAAUGCACAACUAAACAACUAGUACUUAAACUCUAUAACUAUCUUUGUCAAUAACUCUACAACUCUGGAUAACUCUAGAUAAACAACACAUGAUAGGCUGACAAAUUGACUCUGCUAAAAAGGUAUCUUAGUUAUAUAUGUCCUCUCUGUCUCCAUCUAAUAUCUCGAAACAAUCAUCAUGCUCUACAACUGCUAUUGUUAUAGACUACCACACUUGUUUAUUCACACAUAAUUAUACAACUAUCAACCGAUCAAGAUUCAAAACUUAUAUCCUGUUUCCUAGUGCUACUAAGCUCCAUCAAGCAUGGUAUCACAACCUUUUGUUGUCUAAUGCCUUGAAAUGCAUUCAAUGGACUGCUGUGGACUGUCUUGUUGAAUAACUGAAUUUAUUUUAAGUUUAAGGUGUGGACCAUAACAAAGGGAGAUAAGUAGGUUUGAAAAGCAUGACUUGUGCAUGAGAAAUCAAAGCAACAAACUGGUUGUCAAAAACUUUGUCUCAAUGGACGAACUGGGAUCAGCAAUGAAAAUAACAGAAUGAUAUAAACAGUUAUUAAAAAAAAAUAUUAGCUAUGAAAAUUAAAAAAACUAUGGGUACUGGGUUUUUAAAACUUUACCCCUAAUGGCUUUACUCCAUAUUUAACCCAUAAUUCAAUGGAGAUAAGAUUAACUAGUAAUUUAAAGAUUUGUAGAUAUCAUGUUAUUACCCUUUCAGGGCCAUCUUAACAGAAUUGAGGGCCCCUGAGCAUAGUAAUGCACUGGGUCCCUGAUUCCUCUCUGUAAGAAAUCUAAGAAUACAUUGUGAAUAUUGAAUCUAAGGCACCUGGACAGUGUCCUGAUUGGCCCAUUCAUUAAGAUGGCACUGGUCCCACUAUGAUUUUAUUUUUAAAUUUGUGAUGGGUCUGCAACUAAAACAAUAUCUUAACAUUUGUGAUAAACUGAUAUUACUUUGUUGGAUUAUUUGGAUGCAAAUAAUAAUAAUAAGAAUAAUAAAGUUUAUUUGAAAAACACGCUUCGUCCCCAAAAGCUCGAAGCGCGGUAAAAAGUCAACCAUAUUAAAAAGAGAAAUAAAAGCAAUAAAAAAUUUACCACAUUUAAAAAACAGACGCAACAAUAUAAAACUAAUAGGAGCAUACCAAGUCAAAGUCUUUCAUCCCAUUUCAACCAUAAGCCAAUAUACAUUAACUGAAAAAAGGUGGUAGAUAGCAUCAUAAAUAGCGUAUCACUUAUCAUUCACACUUGUCCUCCAUAUUCGCAGGAAUUCCCCUUCCUGGUAUAUAUGGAAGCUGUUAUGCCAUAAGUUAAAACUUAAACUAGGUGUUUUGCUUUCACCCCCUUCUUCUAACUUUUGAAGUUUAAAAUAUUAUGUAUGUAUGUUAAUUAUAACUUAUUUAUUAUAAUUAACAUAUAACUGUAAUUAAAAUGUCAAAAUAAUUUCUCACUUCAUAUUCUGUAGGAAGUUUUUCAAAAGAUCAAGUGUAUUUAGAAGGAGCAUUACAGUUGCUUAAAAGAAGAACAACUAUUGACUUUGAAAUGUUAGUUAGGCUCGGUAAGGUUUCUUAUCAGGAUCUCAGCCGAAAAUGUGUUAUUGAUGCGGCACGACUGCAGAAGACACGUAUCCCGAAAUUCAUGGAAGACAUUCAACUUUAUCACAAUCAGCUUAACCGGGUUGUCAGAAUCAAUGGUCUCAAUGAUUCUUUGUUGGCCAUGGUCGAGUAAAGUCUUAGGUUUUACUCAUUUAAAUUGUAGGAUUUUUACAUUAAAUAAUUUUAGUGCUGAAAGUAUGAAUAAAUAAACCUUGCUGCUUUGUACUGUCACAGAUGACCAGAAUCUGAAAUAUUUAUAAAUACUUGUGAAAUAAUUGUCUCAUGUUAGAAUUGAAGCUGAUGUCUGAAAAACUUUUUGAAUGUAUAAAAGUGCAUCAAUGAGACUAGCUUGCAGAUAGUUGAGAUAGAAUUAUGAUCAUGUAGUACAAUAAAAAUGUGUGUCAAUAUCACAUGAAGUGACUCAUAAGCUAAAAAGUCAAUGUGCUGAGGCAUCUAAGCCAGUUAGUUUCCUGUUUUUAAAGAAUUGUGUGAAUGCAUUUUGAAGCAAUUUUAUGUAGCACCAUCAGGUUAAAUGCAAUAAGUUAAAUAAUUUUGUAGUGUGUAAGAAUUUUCAAUCAAGUUGAAUAUAAUAUUUUGUAUAAUAAGGGAUAAAGUCUGGGGUACAGCUUAUAGAUAAUAUAUCAAACCGUUGUUGAUCAUUUAAGUGAGCAUUUGGCUGAACAAUUUCAAAAUCUGUGGAGCUGCUUCAUGACUUGCUUUGACUUUCACAUGAAUUAUUUACAUCAAAUGGGAUAGGGCACUAUAUAUCUUUUAUUGACACUAAAUUAAAUCUACAUAAUUUCGUGUGUUUAAGGAUGGCGCUAUAUUGACCCAUUUAUAGCAUUAUUUAAUCCAGUUGAGUUUGGUUCUCACUCUCUUGAUCAAUAUCAAAUUUAUAGCAUUAUUUAAUCACAGCUGAGCUUGGUUCUCUCUUGAUCCGUAUCAAAUUUAUAGCAUUAUUUAAUCACAGCUGAACUUGGUUCUCUCUUGAUCCGUAUCAAAUUUAUAGCAUUAUUUAAUCACAGCUGAGCUUGAUUCUCUCUUGAUCCAUUUACAAAUUCAUAGCAUUUAAUCCCUGGUGAUCUUGGCUCUGUCUUAGAUAAUAUUUAUCAAUAUUGAUUUUAUCCCUAUGGCAACAUGCUUGUAUUACUAAUUUGAUUGUUUUAUUAUUUUUAAAGAAUUUAUACGAUUUUUAAUAACUGUGGCAGCAUUAUAAAUUAUUUUGAUUCACUUUUCUGUUAAUAAUAUAUCUAAAAUGUUGACGGACCUAUCAUCCUCUAUUUUAUUGUAUAACUGAAUUAUAUUUAUUUAACUUUUAAACUAGUCAUUUUCAUCCAUCAAAGAACAGAAGAAAUACAUUAAAUUCAGGAAUAAAUUGAAUAUUACUACAUUUCUGUGUGAAUAUUGUC
Messenger RNA from Lymnaea stagnalis (great pond snail), 11813 nucleotides. The record is from the annotation of a GenBank genome assembly. NCBI's taxonomy places the organism in Eukaryota, Metazoa, Mollusca, Gastropoda, Lymnaeidae.